Messenger RNA from Oryza sativa Japonica Group (Japanese rice), 2063 nucleotides. The record is from RefSeq and is a predicted model, not a curated record. NCBI's taxonomy places the organism in Eukaryota, Viridiplantae, Streptophyta, Magnoliopsida, Poales, Poaceae.
CGAAACAGUGUGGUGUGUACUCUUUCCUUUUGCUUGGAAGCAAGGUAAGCAAGUGAUGAGAUGCCUGCUUCAAAGUCCUGCAAACUAGAGAUUGCCUCCCUCUUAAUCCAAUCCAUUCGUCUGAAGAAUAUAAAUAUAUGAUGCUAUAGAAGUACUACUAUUGUUUGAGUUGGAUUGGUGAUAAACCAUGGAGUGCAAGCAACAAGAGAAGUAGUAUGUGAAGUGCAGGAAGCAUUGAUUGAGCAGGGUAGGUUGCUUGAGCAGUGAUAUACUGCUACAGCAGCAUGAAAGUAACGCCCAUCGAUCGUGUGCGGGUGCAGUCGCACUUUUUUAACUUUUUUUUUUGAGAACUUUGUUAACUUUUGUAGAGGUCUGAUAUAUACUCUGAUAGUGAAAAGAGUGAAGUAUUAUUUAAUGUACUUUUAAUUUAAUGAUGUCCCAGCAGCUUAAUUUGAGAGUUUGGCAGAAGUACGCAUGAAUUGUAUGUGUCAAGUGAUCGAUGGUUAUAAAUACGGACACCGUGAUGGAGUGAUCGAUCUAAAAAUGCAGAGUAUAAGUACUACUCCUGUGGUAGUACAGUACAACACAGUAGGUGAGCACUUGAGCUGCUGCUGCUAAGGAAAGAAAAGAAGAUUGGUAGAAUCAAGAAGAAGAAGAAGGAUACCACCAGUUCAUUCUUAUUGAUCCUGUAGUACGAGCGUAUAUAUUUCUUCCAAGAAGAAGAAGAAGAAGAAGAAGAAGAGAUUGGGUGCAAUGGUGCAAGGUGCGAGCGGCGGAGGAUGGUCAUCGAAAGUGGAGGAGGGGGUGAUCGUGGGUGGGUUGCUGGUGGUGCAGUGCAUCCUCGCCGGAUACGUGGUGUUCGUGGACCAUGUCCUCAGCCUUGGAGCCAACCCGCUGUCCCUCAUCGUCCUCGGCGCCGUCGCCUCCUCCCUCUUCUUCCUUCCCUUCGCCGUCGUCCUCGAGAGGAAGAAAUGGCCUUCCAAGAUUUCUCGCACUCUCAUGGCGCAAUUCGUGUUCAUAGCUCUUGGAGGAACAACGGUGUUUCAAGAACUGAUGCUUCUGGGAAUAAAGAAGACAACACCAGCUAUCGCAUCAGCCAUGCCAAACUUGAGCCCUGGACUCAUCUUCAUCAUUGCGGCUUGUUUCAGGUUGGAGAAGUUUGACAAGGGAUGCAAGUACACAAGAGCCAAGAUACUGGGAACGUUGGUGUGCUUGGUGGGAGCUAUGGCCAUGAGCUUCUUGCAGAGUCCCGUUUCGUCUUCUCCACAACUCACAACAACUAGUUACUAUGACUGGAUCCUUGGUUGCUUCUACCUUUUCCUGGCAGUAGUUGUUCUCUCUAUCUACACGGUGCUCCAGGCAGCGACGUUGGUGAGCUUCCCUGCGCCAUUGACGAUGUGCAGCGUAACAUCGAUGAUGGGCGCCGUCUUCACCGCGAUCCUGCAGUUCAUCGUGGACGGCAAGAUCGACAUGGGCUCGCCGAGAAUCGAUGAAACCAUCAUCUCAACGAUCGUCCUGAUGGGAGGAGGGGUGGUGGGCGGAUGCGUGGUGUUUCAGACAUGGUGCAUCGGGAAAAGAGGACCUCUGCUCGUCUCUAUCUUUGGCCCUGUGCAGACCGUCUGUUCUGCCCUCCUCUCUGCUCUUCUCUUCUCCCAGUUGCUCUGCCUCGGAAGCUUGGCAGGGAUGGUGCUCAUGUUCUGUGGGCUCUACAUCGUCUUGUGGGCGAAGAGCAAGGAAGGUCAUAGUAUUAUUCAUUUGGAAGGUGGCGAUGUUGAGAAGGCUCUUUUAUCCUAAUUAACAACCCACCUUUUCUUUUUCUCUUGUAAUUCUUGUAAGUAUGUACGUAUUAGAUGUAAUUGCAAAAUAGUAGCAGUAGCUCUUUUUUUUUUCUUUCUCUAGGUGUAUCUGUGUCUAGUACAAAAGGUAGUAUUUGUUUGUAGCAAACGUCAGCACAUACUUUUGAGUGCGGAAGAAGAUAGAGUACACUACAGUACCCCUACAUGAGGAAAGAAAAAAAAGGAGUUAGACCAAAUCUGGAUGAGAUUAGGACUGUUGAUGACGAA